Polypterus senegalus (gray bichir) is the source of this 921-nucleotide messenger RNA. Its product is annotated as granzyme A-like. Gene Ontology annotation, molecular function: serine-type endopeptidase activity. The transcript is spliced from 5 exons. The coding region runs from base 122 to 916 and encodes 264 amino acids. The record is from RefSeq and is a predicted model, not a curated record. Lineage: Eukaryota; Metazoa; Chordata; Cladistia; Polypteriformes; Polypteridae. Gene Ontology annotation, biological process: proteolysis.
AAUAUAUGUGUGUCUUUACCAUAAAUAUUAGUUUAUUAGAUGGUCAGAAGUGAUAAGUUCACUUCUUUCCAGUGAAGUGCAUUGAUAACAUUACCCAGCCAGUCACCUGAAAAAAAUCACGAUGACCCUGACUUCAGCAUAUGCUCUGUGCCUCUUCACAGUCACCUUCCUAGGGUUGCCAGGAGAUGACUGUAUGGAAAUUAUUGGAGGCAAAGAAGUGGCAAGAUAUUCCAGACCAUACAUGGCCCUCGUUCAAAAUCAGAAUUCAUCAGUAUGUGGAGGAACUCUAAUCAAGCCAAACUGGGUUCUGACUGCAGCUCACUGUAUUUCACAGAAAUUAAAGGUUACGCUUGGGGCCCAUUCAAUUUCAAAGUCUGAAAAAGAGAAGCAGAUAUUUGUGGUCAAGAAAGCAAUUAUGCAUCAGUGCUUUGACAACGAAACGAGAACAAAUGAUCUUAUGCUGCUCCAGCUUGAUAAACCAGCAAAACUGAACCGCUUUGUCUCAACUCUGAAACUCCCAUCAGUUUCAUCAUUCAAAGACAUCAAAGCAAACACUCUGUGCUCUACAGCUGGAUGGGGACGAAUAAGCAACAAAAAGAACUCCGACUCUGAUGUGUUAAUGGAGGUCAACAUCACUGUCAUAGAAAGGGCCAAAUGCCAGAAAACUUUUAUCAAAGAAAACCAAGUCAUUACACGUAACAUGUUGUGUGCUGGAGACAAAAGAGGCAAAAAGGAUACUUGUGAGGGUGAUUCAGGUGGACCUCUUAUUUGUAAUAAUGAAUUUGCAGCCAUCACUUCAUUUGGUUCCAGAAAAUGUGCAUCAAAACCAGGGGUUUACACCUUGCUUACCCCCAAAUACAUCCAGUGGAUUCAUAAUAUAACUGGGGGUGAAUUUAAAGGAAUAAAUGCUCUUUAAACAUA